This is a messenger RNA of Acanthochromis polyacanthus (spiny chromis), 1304 nucleotides long. RefSeq names its product RCC1 domain-containing protein 1. The record is from RefSeq and is a predicted model, not a curated record. The transcript is spliced from 8 exons. Lineage: Eukaryota; Metazoa; Chordata; Actinopteri; Pomacentridae. Bases 58 to 1266 code for a protein of 402 amino acids.
GAUGAGCGUUCAGUUUCGCGGGUAACUGCGCUGCGGCGCUCAGGAGCAGCUGUUCAGAUGCGCUGGUUCGGGUUUGGCUUCAACGCGUUUGGACAGAUUUGUGUCCAGCAGGAAUUGGUUGAAGGAAAAGAAAGUAGCGAAGCAGCUGAAGAAGUUAAAGUGAUAAAUCCGACAGAACUGAGCGAUCAUGCGGACAGAAUCAGAGCAAGUUGGAGUCGAAGAGCAUCUCUGCAUGUGGAUGGAGACGGCUGUGUGUGCCUGGUAGGUUUUGGGACACUCGACUCCAACGACUGCUGUGGCAUCUCUACAGUCGACAGCAGUGGCUGUGAAGAUGCAUUCAUCAGUGAAUCGCACUUGACCCUCGCUUUCCCAGACAGGAUUGAAUGCUGGGAUCUGCAGAAGAAAGAGAAGACUCCAUCAUGGAGCAUGGAGAUAAAACCCCAGUCAGAGGGCUCUGCUGUGGAUUUCCCGUUGGUGCCUGGGGGUUAUAUAACUUCAAAACCUCCCUUCUACUGCCCCUUGUCGCCACAUCUUAAAGCCAAGAGCCUGGCACUGGGUGGAGAACAUGUCAUCCUUCUUACUGCUGCUGGAGCUGUGUACACUUGGGGACUGGGCAGUCAUGGUCAGCUGGGGCAUGGAGGCCUCACCUCUGAGGAGGAGCCCAGGGCAGUGGAGGCUCUGUGGGGGAUGCAGAUGAGCUCUGUGGCUUCAGGAGGCUGGCACUCUGUCUGCAUUAGCGACGGGGGUGACCUUUAUGUGUGGGGCUGGAAUGAGAGUGGCCAGCUGGGACUUCCUUCACGAGGUCUGAUGAAAGCAUCACAUAAGAAGAGCAGCCAACAGGCAGGAGAAUUUCACCAAGACGUCAGCACAUCUCCCAGUAAAGAGCCACAGGAGGGAGAAAAACAUGAAGAGGUAUUCAUAUCAAUCCAGGCAUUCCCAGCUCUGUUGGAUGUCACUCCAUCAUGUGAAAUCCAGACAGUCAGCUGCGGCUCCCGGCACACAGCCGCGGUAACAACUACAGGUGACCUCUACACUUGGGGAUGGGGUGAAUACGGCCAACUUGGACAUCAAACGUUAACCAGUUCAGAUGAGCCCCAGCGUGUGGAGUUUUUCAGGGCUGAGCGGAUGCAGGUGGUUGAUGUAGUUUGUGGGGCCUGGAACACUUUUGCUGCUGUAGUCAAGGAGGAAGUAUCUUCUCUGAAAAUUCCACAGAAUCCCCUGAAUAACAUGCCCCAUGAGCUUUCUACAAUGUACCAGGAAGUAUAAAUUACAUGGACACUUUGGAAUAAAUGUAUUUUAUAGUA